Molecule: messenger RNA, 516 nt
Organism: Procambarus clarkii (red swamp crayfish)
Lineage: Eukaryota; Metazoa; Arthropoda; Malacostraca; Decapoda; Cambaridae
Source: RefSeq, a predicted model, not a curated record
AUGAAGAGCACAGUGAGCGUGAGGACCACAGUGAGCAUGAGGAGCACAGUGAGCGUGAAGAGAAAUGUGAGCAUGAAGAGUACAGCAAUAGUUACCAUGAAGAGCACAGUGAGCAUGAAGAGCAUAGUUAGCGUAAAGAGCACAGUAAGCAUGAAGAGCACAGUGAGCAUGAGGAGCUCAGAGAGCAUGAGGAGCACAGUGAGGUGUGAAGAGAACAGUGAGCAUGAAGAUAAGCAUGAAGAGCACAGUGAGCAUGAGGAGCUCAGUGAGCAUGAGGAGCACAGUGAGCGUAAAGAGCACAGUAAGCAUGAAGAGCACAGUGAGCAUGAGGAGCACAGUGAGCGUGAAGAGAUCAGGGAGCAUGAAGAGUACAAUGAGCAUGAAGAGCACAAGUACAGUGACCAUGAAGAUCACAGUGAGCAUGAAGACCUUAGUGAUCAUGAGGAGCACAGUGAGCAUGACGAGCAUAGUGAGCGUGAAGAGCACAAUGACAAUGAUGAGCAUAGUGAGCAUUAA